UUUAAUUAAACCAGCAAUUAGUUUAAAAAUCAGAAAGAAGGAGAUAACUCCGGUUUCUUGGUUCGGUUAAGUAAAACCAAUAAUUAAAUAACCCGCGCGUGAAUCUCAAUAAACUCUUCUUCUUCUUCUUCUUCUUCUUCUUCUUGUUUCGUUUUUGUGGUCAAAGACUCGAAAGAUUGUUUUUGCAACUCAGAUUUGGGAGAGAAGCAAGAAAAGAUGGGAGCUUUAGGGAAGCUGAUCAACAUCUCUCUGUUUUUCUUCUUCGCACUGAUGGCUAUCAAUGUACCGCUUCUCAACGGCCAAAUUCUUUUUCCUGAAAUCUACCCGAAACUCCUCACCGAUCUGAAAGACUGGUACAGCUCUGAGUUCAACGAUUACCUCUUCACAGAGAAGCCGCUAUUCUUCGUCGGACUCGUCUGGCAUGAGAUCAUAUUCCUGUUGCCUCUCUCCAUUGUUAACAUCUACGCCAUUCUUACCAGCAAGUCGUGGUUUGGUACCACUUCUUUGUUGUAUGGAGCUUCUUUCCUCACUUCCAUGGCUGCUAUACUUGGAGACAUGAUAGGUUCAGGGAAGGUAACUAACAAAUUGUUAUUGGCGUAUUUGCCUUUCGUGGGUCUUGCGAUUCUGGCAAUGCUUCGUGGUCUGGUUUUUUGUUCGACCAAGAGAUCCACUGUUUUGGCUAGGAGAAAGCUUGCUUGAGGAUAAACCAGGGUGAUUUCUCAUUUCAUAACUUUUUUUUAUCACAUGGUAUUUGAUGAUCCAUGUGAAAACAUUAUGCCUUGAGAGAUUUUGUUUAAGUUAACUCAGCAACAAUGAUAUGUUUUCCUUGGUUGAACUUAACCUAAACAUAAUCAAAAGGCUAAAUGCAAUGACCCUUUUGAGA
Molecule: messenger RNA, 883 nt
Organism: Arabidopsis lyrata subsp. lyrata
Lineage: Eukaryota; Viridiplantae; Streptophyta; Magnoliopsida; Brassicales; Brassicaceae
Product: transmembrane protein 97
Exons: 2
Coding region: 217-699 (160 amino acids)
Cellular component (GO): endoplasmic reticulum
Source: RefSeq, a predicted model, not a curated record